GUCUGGGACUCUGGGACAAAUUGUGUUAGUUUAUUUAAUAUAUCUUUUUCUUAUUUAUUUAUAGGUAGUGUUUUGUAGUGAAUGUAGUUUGUGUGUGAAAUUGUGUUUAAUGUGAAGUGCCUAUUUGAUGUCUCGUAUGCACUGGAAUUAUGGAUCAAGUUGCUCAAAAUAUAAACAAAGAUAUGAUUGAAGCUGAUCUCAUUGAUUUGGACUCAUUUGAUUUUUCUGAUGAUCAGACCUGGCUAUAUGUGGUACCUGGCGACAGCGGUCAAAGAGUGGAUAUUAAUGAAUGGAAGUUAUCUUGUCACUGGCUAUUUGACAAGGAUCCCGAGUAUGAGAAAUUGAAAACGAAGUUUUUUUCACUGCUAGAUGCUUUACAUAAAUACGACGAUGUCGCGAUCCCAGAUAAACACAAAUUCGAUUCUCGGACUUACGUCAAGCCUAAGAAACGAGUUCAAAGGCCGAGUAUCCAGAGCGUGGUUGAAGUGGUUUCCAAUCCACCCUCGCUUAUGCAGAACUCACCACUUGGACAGUCCGUCAACAAAUACCUCACAUACAACAAGUAUAACAAUCCAUUGGGAGCAAUCAGCCCGAUGCUCAGGUUAAAGACAUUCAAUGUGGAUAUUAAUACAGAUAAUAGUAAUUCUGUUAAGGAAUAUGCUAUGAAGAGGAAAAGUCUUGUCCCGGAUGAUGAUCCACAGCUUGAAGACCUGGAUGUGGUGCUCUCGGCGGAUACGCCAGAGCCAUCCGGCCCGAUCGCAUCUCGUCCAAUCAACAUAGACUUGUCCCAGCCCGCCAAUAACAUACAAAACACGUUCAACAAGGGUUUGACAAAUAUCUUGAACGAACGUGGUAGCCUCAACAUGUACCAAAGUGGGGAAUCACUAACUAGGAUGUCACCUCCUAGUCUCGUGUCAUCCUUACUUAUGGAGAGUUCAGGCACGUUCAAUGCAGAGUCAUUAGAUAGCAGGAAAUCUAUUGCAUCUCAUAAAGAUCCAGGUUUACCAGUAACAUCAGGUCGAGAAAGUAUCGAUCCAAUGAUGACAAGUAUGUCACUUAGUAUAUUAGACGACAAAGAUAUGAACACGAGUUUCUUCUCGCAGACCACCUUCCCUGAUAAUGAAAGUCUAAUAGAUUCUUUACCACCCAGUUUGGUUAGCUCAGUUAACUCCUCGUACGUUAUAAAUACAAAGCCUAAAACGGAAGCUACCGAUUCUAAUAUAUUCAGUUCGGCGACAUUCACUCAUCUAGAACAAUCUGAAAGACUUCUAUCCGCCCGCCCUAGAUGUCAACUCUACAAUAGUUAUACAAAACGUGAAUCAGGCAUACGAAAUACAGAGAGUUACACAAAAUCAAGAGAAGAAGCCUGUCAAAUAGACCAAGUUAAUAAAAUACUUAGUGAAAAUUCAGAUAACAAAGAUUCACCGAAAAUAUCAAAAUCUAAUGAUAUGAGCGAAACAAUAACGCUACAUUUCGCAAAUAACAAAUACAAAAAUAAAGACGCAGAGAAAGAAAAUCUGAACGAAACAUUUGAAACGGACGAUGCAUUUUACAGAGAUAAUGGUUUACAGAAAGUAUCAGAUUUAGUUAAAAACAGUAUGAACGUUACGUGUGAUAAACAAGAGUUGAAUGAAAUCAAACAAGCUCGUCAGAAACUUUCGUUAGCUAGAAGAGGAUUGCCGAUUGAACCUGACAAACCUUUACCAAAUCAAGUUGAUCCUACAGCUGUGAAAACAAUACAAUUGCCUAACCAAACGAUAACAGUUCCCCGACAGAGUGUAGAAAGUGUCUCUGAAUUGAUGAAAAGGAGAUCACAGAAUUUGAAUCAUGUAACAACCGAGGAACCGCCGAGGGAGACCCCGAAGAGGAAUGCAACGUUCAGAAAAGUGUCACCACGGCAAAGCGCUACUGUCGUUUACGUUAAAUCUGAUGAAAACAAAAUAAUCGAUAUAAAUUCUGCGACAAUGAAUCUUAUUGGAGCCGGACAAAAUACUUUACAACAAGAAGAGUGGGGGUCUCAGGAAACAGCAAUGGUGGGGUCCAGCGAGAGCACCGACACUGGCACCUUCAGCUCCUCCAGCCCGCCGGAGAGUGUGCCUGACACCACGAGACACACGCACUACACUUGCGAAGUCGCAUCGACACCUUUGGUUUCAAAGAAAGCACCCAAAAAUGAAUUACUACAAACAACAAUAUCUCCAAUAUACGCAGUUCAAGACAAAUCAUUCGUACUAGGUAAAGCACAUAGUACAGAAAUGGAACAGACUUACGAUGUUAACACAACAGUGAUUCUAAACAAUGCGAACGCGACAAGCAACACGCCGAAAAGGGAUUUAGGGAAUGUUAGUACUGAAAAGAUAACACCAUCCGGAACUAUGGUUAAAGUUUCACCAAGUAAGAUUUCACCUACUAGUACAGGACCUUAUAGUUCAAUGGCACCUCCUACAUGUGUACCGAAAAGAGCAAACCUGCCGACAUCGAAGUUAAGACAGUACAGUUCACACAGAGAACUUAAUAGAAUUCCAGGGAGUAACCCGAGCGGUUUGUUGGCGCCGCGCACUUCAAUAGGGCGAGCGAUGGUGCGACGCGGCGUGUACGCCUCAAACCCCGCGCUCAGCCCCACUGCCCCAACCCCAGCCCCACACCACGCCAACCCCCACCCCGCACACGCCCCCACUACCACCACCACCGCACCACCCAUCAGAAGGGAGUCAUACACAGUAACAGUUGCUCAGAAUGUACUCGAUGAGAAAGACAAACAAACUCAAAAGCCAACAGUUCCAGUGUUAGUGCGUCAGGGAACGGAGACUUUACGACGUGAAAGACCUCAAAGUCAACUGGUCGCACCAAAAGAUCAUCGUGGGUCUACGAUGACAACCGGAGUACCGCAUCCAUUGAGAAGCUAUUAUAAUAUACCUCAGGCCCCCACUUCGCGUCCCCACGUGACAUCGAGUGCGACUGUAACCCGCGUGUCUCGCCCCACUUCUGUACCUACACAGAGACCUGUUGCUGCGGUAGAUAGUCGUCCGUUCACAGCGGUAGAGUCGCGAGUGUCGGCUCUGCCGCGGCCAUCGCGUCUUCCCGCGCCGCGCCGCACCAUCAGGUAGACUUUACAUUAAACCAGACCACCAUCAGUAUACUCAGUGGCGCCUACGGCCGAUUUCGACCAAUACUGACCACUAACCCUCGUGCCAACUUUGACCGAUGUGGUUCAAACUAACUAUAUAACUAAACUAAAUCUAGCUUUAUUAUAACAGACUGAAUGAAACUCGGUAAAUUUUUUCCAAAUUUUAUACAAUAACAUUUGAUAGAUUUUUUUUUUAAUUUGGUUCGUGAAAAGUAAUCAGCAUUAG
Messenger RNA from Papilio machaon (common yellow swallowtail), 3353 nucleotides. RefSeq lists its product as uncharacterized. The transcript has 15 exons. The record is from RefSeq and is a predicted model, not a curated record. The coding region runs from base 150 to 3107 and encodes 985 amino acids. Lineage: Eukaryota; Metazoa; Arthropoda; Insecta; Lepidoptera; Papilionidae.